This is a messenger RNA of Lolium rigidum, 1791 nucleotides long. RefSeq lists its product as uncharacterized. NCBI's taxonomy places the organism in Eukaryota, Viridiplantae, Streptophyta, Magnoliopsida, Poales, Poaceae. Bases 46 to 1398 code for a protein of 450 amino acids. The record is from RefSeq and is a predicted model, not a curated record. The transcript is spliced from 3 exons.
CGGACGGUGAAUCCCCCUCUUCACUCCGGCAGCCGCGUCGCCCCCAUGCCGACCAUCACGCACUACGUGCUGGACCCCUUCCUGGAGACGGGGUCCCUCCCCAACAACCUCCACAAGGCGGCCGCGCCCAAGCCGCCGCCGGCCGCGCCGCUGCCCCCGCGCAAGUCCCCCGAGAAGGCCAUACCCGUGCCGCCGGCGCCCGCCAGGACGCACACGCUGCCGGCGCUCUACACCACGCCCGAGACCACCUCGCUGCCCGACUCGCCCUCCUCCUUCCCGGGUACCUGGUCGCCCUACCUCAUCAACCACAAGCGGCGCGGGCCUGGCCUCGUCAAGACGCCUUCCCAGGGCGAUGUUGGGAGCGACAGCACCCUGCCAAAGCUACCACCCGCUCUUCUGACGAAGAAGACUGAAGCUGUCGAAGCGCAGGGGUCCGAGCUCACUCUUGCACAACAGAGCAGCGGUGUGUUCGGAGGCGACAGCACCGUGGUGGAGGCCUUGGAUGGGCAGGAUGAAGUGAUGAAAAACGGCAAGCUCGCCCUGUUUGGCCAGGAGGAGCAGGACCAGCCCGAGUUCGAGUUUCGGCAUGAGAGUCCGGAUGCGUUCGUGAGGCCUGUCAGCGUUGGGAGGCUCGUCAGCAACGGAACGCCGAGGAACCUCGAGAGCGAUGCCUUCUUUGAGCUUCAGGAUUCGCUCAGCGUGGCUAGCAACUCUGAGGCUGAGGAUGCUGGUGGGCCGGGGUGGUGGAAGCCCACUUCCGCCACGUCUGUCGGCACGCCUGGUGCGGAAUUCUAUGACGCGUUCGAAGAAAUAUCAAGUGAUGGUGCAACUCGAUCGUCACGAGCUCUUGAUGAUGAAUUCCGUGAAAUGAGGUUAAGUAUGUUGACAGAAAUUGAGGGGAGGAAACUAGCUGAGGAAACAGCUGAGAUCUGGCAAAAGGAAUGGAAGAAGCUGAGUCAUCACCUAUCACUUAUUGCCUUGUCACUUCCAUCUCCAACUGUAGCGGAGGACUCUGAUGAUACAAGUAUGGAUCCUGGAGCUGAGUUGUGCCAGCAAAUAACUGUUUCACAACUUGUAGCUGCUGCUAUUGCACGUGGAUUUGCUCGUGUAGAAGUUGAAUCUGAGAUGGAAAGUGUGAUUUCAGCUAAGAACUUUGAGAUUGCAAGACUAUCAGAUAGGGUCCAGUACUAUGAAGCUGCAAACCGGGAGAUGUCUCAGAGAAACCAAGAAGCUAUAGAGAUGUCCAGGCAACAGCGGAACAAGCGUAAGAUGAGACAGAAGUGGUUCUGGGGUUCAGUUGGGAUAGCAGUUACCCUCGGCACAGCAGCCAUUGCUUGGUCGUAUGUACCAGCUGGCCAGCCCCACGCUCAAGACUCGAAUAGCACCAACAGCGAUUAGAGCUAGCUGAAGAUGCAUCUUUCUGGUCACAGUGGUCCUAACAAAAGCUCUAACUAUACUUCCUAGAGAGAAAAGAAGGUUGUAUAAGUUUUCUGUUUUGGUGAUCGGCUGUGAUCACUACAAUCCUGAUUUGCCACUUCCUCUGUAAAGAUGUGGAAUGGGCCAUCUCCGUCCAGGAUUGGCUCUAUUCCCCUUACCGUAAGUCCCUCGUUGCAUAGUUGGUUGAGCAAAAUAAUACGAGGAAUGUGGAUAUGGGUAGUAAUCGUCCAUGGUGAACUCUUUAAGUGGAGUUGAUUUUGACAAUUGCAGUUUUGAUCCCAGUUCUGUUUGUCAACUCGAACAAGAGUCUUUUGCUCUGUUCUUUGUUAGUUGGACUUCCAGUCUUGGUUCUUA